Molecule: messenger RNA, 1266 nt
Organism: Darwinula stevensoni
Lineage: Eukaryota; Metazoa; Arthropoda; Ostracoda; Podocopida; Darwinulidae
Source: the annotation of a GenBank genome assembly
GCUUGUUAAACAUGGCGGUGCACUGUGGGAGAGCGAAGCACGUGGUGUUCAACAUAAAGGCCGGCUGUCACCUUCCAUAUUCUGACCCAAGCUAUUUUAGGGGUUCAAGUGUGAGGAAACUAAUUCCAGCAUACUUUCACACUUCCAAGAGUCAGCGACAAGAAGCAAGAGAAGUAGCGUCACAAAAAACAGAUGGAGAAUUUAGAGUAUUGGACAUUCUCAAGAAGAAGAGCAAAUAUCCUGAGAGAAAGGCUGUCCCACGUGCUGAAGUUAUGCCACCAAGGUAUACAAGGAUGUCAAUAGAUCAAGAUUGGGGGAGUGUUUGGCCUGUGGCUAGAACUUUUCAUCCAGCCUCAGUUCCCUUGCCAGUGAGGAUGGGCUAUCCAUUGAAGAAGCAAGCACCUUUGGGCAAAUUUGUCAAUACAGAAUUGAUGAAAAUCCCCAAUUUCCUUCAUCUCACUCCACCUGUUGUCAAACGACAGUGUGAAGCUAUCAAACGUUUUUGCACAGCAUGGCCCAAAGGCUUAGAGACUGAAGAGGACAUUGAGAAGCAUUUCCCACUGGAAGUUAUAACAAGUGACUAUGUGCAUUCUAGUCCAACCAUCAGGGAUGAAAGGGCCAGAGUUGUCACCUUUAAGGUGAAGCUGGAGUCCCUGAAACUGGAUAAGCAUGCAAAGGACAAGCUCCUGCGCCUCGUUGGGGAACGGUACGAUGCAUCGACCGACACGCUGACACUGGUUGCUGAACGUUGCCCACUUCGACAGCAAAACUAUGACUAUGCCACUUACCUCCUCACUGUCAUCUUCCAUGAAUCUCAGAAAUUGGAAGAGUGGGAGAAGGAGAAAGGAGAGUCUGAUAUGGAAGAAUGGAGAUGGGAAGGAAGCAAAGCAGAAGAGACAGUCACCAGGCUCUUGAAGCAGGCCAAAACAUGUUCCAGUCCUCCUGAGUAUUUACAGUCCCUGCCAGAUGUCACUCCAGAGCACAUUUCUGCAUCUCAGCCUGUGAAGGACUAUGCAACUUCUUUGGGAUCUCUCCUGAAUCAGGGGGAAUCCUUGGAAUCCCUUGAGCAAUACAAGAAGUCUGUGAUGAAACUCUUGGGUGUUCCCAAACUGUCACAAUCGUAGCGUUGCUGCUGUCCUAGGGUUAACCCCGAGAGAUGCCAGGAAGAACAUACGUGGAGAUUGCCGAAUUGCACGAAUUGCUAAAUGUCGCCUGAGGUCGCCACAAGCACCAUUGCAAGGAAUGAAAACGCUCAAAACUCUGGUG